AGGAAGGACACUGGACACUGGGGUAGCCUUGGGUGUCUCAUCUCAGCUCUUAAAAGGGUUAGAUCUCCAGCCAGUUUCAUGGGGCUGCUGGCAUUGCUGGGCAUGGAGGCCUGGAGUCUGGGCAGUUUUAUUUGCUAUGUCCUUCCUUCCCUCUUCCUCCUCCUGGUUGUGCUAUUGAGGCUGUAUGGAGAGGGGUCAAACAUCUGGACUCUCCAGGGUUGCCCUGUAGACUUAACUGGGAAGACUGCUGUAGUGACCGGAGCCAACUCAGGUAUAGGGAAGGCUGUGUCCUGUGAGCUGGCCCGACGUGGGGCUCGUGUGGUCCUUGCCUGCCGGAGGCUGCCUGAGGGACAAAGAGCACUUGCAGACAUCCAGAAAGCCACUGGGAGCAGAGAGUUAUUGCUUCAGGAGCUGGACCUCAGCUCUAUGGCCUCCAUCCAGAGCUUUUCCCAGAAGCUUCUUCAAGAGGAACCCCACAUCCACCUGCUGGUCAACAAUGCUGGGGUCUCCGGGCUGCCCUACAAGACUCUUACCUCAGACGGCCUGGAAUUGACUUUCAUGACCAACUACCUUGGGCACUUUCUGCUCACAAACCUGUUACUGAAGGGCCUACUCGGGGCAGGCUCAGCCCGAGUGGUGAAUGUGAGCUCUUUUCGACACAAGUAUGGAUUUGUGAAUGAACAGCACCUGGUAGGGGCUGGGGACCCCCUUCCCGAACACCAGAAUUAUGACUGUUCCAAGCUGCUAUUGAUCCUUUUCACUAAGGAGCUUGCCCAGAGACUUCAAGGGACAGGUGUGACAGUGAAUUCAGUGGAUCCAGGGAUUGUAAAGACGGAAAUUAUGAAGAAUCAUACCUGGUUAUAUCGCAGUAUCUUCUGGCUCUUGAGUGUCUUCUUAAAGACUCCUGCACAGGGUGCCGUUCCCGUCCUGUACCUGAGCUUAGCAGAAGAACUGGAUGGCAUUUCAGGAAAAUAUUUUAACUCCAAAUGUAACCUGACCUUGCCUUCUGAGCUUGCCCGGGACCUUAAAGUGGCCCACAGCCUCUGGAAUGCCUCAGCCAGACUGACCAACCUAGAGAAAAUAACCAAGAGGGAAUGACUUGGCAAAGUCCAGUGAGCCCUCCCUCCUGUUAUUCCCACUCUCACUGCAGUGACUUGAUUCAAUUUGUGGCUUAUCACUAAACUGAUCAGAAGACUCUCAAAGUUGUUUUUCUGUAUAAUGUGAUUGUGGUAUAUGCAUUGUUCUCCUGGUUCUGCUGACUUUAUCCUGCAUCAGUUCAAAAAGGUCUUUCCAGUUUCUGCUGAAAUUGUCCAUUUCAUCUUUUCUUAUGGCACAAUAUUCCAUCAAUUCAUAUACUACAAUUUGUUUAGUGAGAAAACCAAAUUGAUUUUAUCCUGUAAUUGAUUGAUUUUAUUCUGUAAUAGGCAGUGCUACACUUCAUUUUCUUUGUCUUUAAGCUAAUUUCAUAAGUAUGUAAGUUCAGAAAUUGAAUCUUCCCCUCUGAACGAGUUUAAAAGUUCAGCUUUCCUGUAAAUCACCUUACUUAAAAGAAGUCUAUUAUCUUUGUUCCACCAGCUGCAGUUGCAGGAUGUUGCCCUUCUUUGAUAGCUGCUCUGUUACCUAUAUACCAUGAGUUAUUCUUACAGAAUGCAGGUAGACUACUUCAUCAAUCAAAGUGGAAGGAGGGGUUGUUGCUAGCCCAUAUUCAAAUCAACAAUAUUGUCCCUCAUGCCUAUGGUGCUACGGGCUCUGUAGUCGAUCACAUCAUUUUCCCCAUCUAGGAUGCUGCUUUCUAUUUCUCAGAUACUCUUUCUUUUGUCUGUAAAGGCUGUCCCCUUCAUCCAGGGUCUUAGCUAGCUGAGGAGGCUGAGACCCUGUUUAUUGGAAAAUUCUUGCUUUGUCAAUAAAUUGAUCAUUCUUGGGACUUUGUGACUCAA
Messenger RNA from Phascolarctos cinereus (koala), 1937 nucleotides. Its product is annotated as retinol dehydrogenase 12-like. Lineage: Eukaryota; Metazoa; Chordata; Mammalia; Diprotodontia; Phascolarctidae. The record is from RefSeq and is a predicted model, not a curated record.